Rotaria socialis is the source of this 2370-nucleotide messenger RNA. The record is from the annotation of a GenBank genome assembly. Lineage: Eukaryota; Metazoa; Rotifera; Eurotatoria; Philodinida; Philodinidae.
AUGUUAAGACGAUCAUCAACAACAACAACAAUAAAUGAAGAAGAUCAAAAAACAUUUUCAUUGAAAAAACGUUGGUUAGCACAUCAUCAUGAUGAUCAACAGCAACAAGUUAAUAAUCUAAAUUAUUUUUCUGAAAUAAAAAAGUUAUUAAACGAAUAUAGUUUUCAAGAUUGGCGAACAAUAACAGUUCUUGUAGAAACUAAUUCUAAUGAAUAUAUAUCAGGUAAACUAAAUCACAUUGGAUUAAAUGGUUGUUUAUCUGUACAAUCAAAUAUUUCUUCAUAUGAAAAAUCAAUUGAAAUAAAUAUUUAUGAAAAUAUUUUUGGAAUUUUAUCUGAUAAUGCGCCAUCCAUUCAAGAUUUAGUGGAAGGAAAAUUCAUUUUAUGUAAAAAUCCACCGAAUCAUCAUAUCUAUCAAACAGCAGUUAUUGUUGAAAAAACAAAAGAAGGAAAAUUUAAAAUUUUAUUUAAAGAUCAAACUGAACUUUUAUGUGUACCGCGGCAAUCCAUUAGAUUGUUCUUACCACCAUGGCAUGAUGAAGUUUCAAUUGAUUGGAAUGCAGCACUUUAUCAAACAGGAUUAUUUACUUUUAAUAAAACUUUAAAUGGUUUAUGUGUAAGUCCAUCAUUUGAAGAUUCCUGUUCAACAAUCGAAUCAUCGAAUGUUAAAAAUGAUAUUUGUGAUAAUAUAUCAGAUGAAAAAUCAUAUCGUAAAGGUGAUAUUAUAACACUUGAUUCUCAAAAUCGAAAAAAAUUCAAUGGUAAACAAUGGCGUCGUCUUUGUUCUUAUAAGACUUGUACAAAAGAAUCUCAAAAAUUUGGUCUUUGUUCAAGACAUUUAUCAUUAAAAGGACAAGACAAAGACAAAAAUCCGAUAGAUGUUCCAUUAAAUAUAACUAGUCAUCAAUCUCAUUCAACUAAACCAAUUUUUCCAUUAGAAAAUUCAUCAAAAUCAGCAAAAGAUAAAUCAAUUCGUCGUCCAAUUAAUUCAUUUAUGUUAUUUUCUCAAGAAGAACGUGCAAAAAUUCAUUUGGAGAAUCCUUAUCAUGAUAAUCGAAAUGUAUCAAAAAUCUUAGGUGAAAGAUGGUAUUCAUUACCACAAAAUCAACGGGAAUUAUAUAAAACACGAGCAAACCAAUUAAACGAGCAAAAUAAAGAACAAUUAAGACGAUCAACGAGAUUACAAUCAACAAAUAAAGUGGUAUCACCGCCUACGCCAUCCGAUCCACUUCAAGUUUUUGCACAAAUUUGUACAAAUAUGCCAAAAUUAAACGAAUAUUUUUCACCCAUUACGAAACCAACGUUAGAAAAUACAUCGAUAUUAACAAAUAUUGUAACACCUGUUCCUAUUCAUAGUAAUUCAACAUUUAAUAUUCUUGAUCAAUCUCAACCAAAUAAUUCAUAUUCAAAAACUGAAAAUGAAAGUAAUGCCUUAUUAGAAAGAGAUAAACCAUCGAAUAUAAUUGAUUCAUAUGAUUGUUCAAAUGAAUAUUCAUUAUCAAAGUCUACAUCGCGAUUAUCUGAGACUGAAACUUGUCGAACUAUUGUUUCAAUGUUAAUUAAUCAACGUAAAACAAAUUUAGAUCUUGAACAACAACUUAAAAAUUUACAAUCAUCAAUAAAACCAGUUUCACUUGAUGAUCAUCGAACACAUUCAUUUGUAUCAUCAUUUUCAUCAGCAAGUACAUCAACGGGUUAUUCAAGUGGUUCAUCGAUUGAUGGAAGUAGUACAAUACUAUCAGCUUUUAGUUCGCGUUCAAAUAGUUCAUUAUCUGAAAGAAGUAAAACAUCACCGACAUCAUUUAAACCAAUUUUACCUUUUAAAUAUCAAGUUACAACAGAUGAUGAUUUUACUUAUAAACCUUUGACUUUGUAUGAACAAGAACAAACUAAUGUCGAUGAACCACCGGCUAAACGAUGUAAAAUUCUUUAUACAGAGGAUACUCAAGGUCCAAGAACUCGAUCUCGAAGUAUAAGUGAACGCGUGGGAAUAAAUGAUUCAUCUUCAAUUGUAACACGUAAACGAAAAACAUCGAUUAUUUGUGAACAAAAUCAAACUGAAAUUAAACAACCAAAAAUUGAUUAUAUUAAACAAUUAGAAGAAAUGAAAAAUCAAUAUAUAAAAUCUAGUACAAGUCGACAUACAACAAAUGAAUCACUAACUAAAAGUCAGUUAGAAUCAAAAUUAAAAGUUAUCGAAUUUCUUAAAGAUCAUCUCUAUCCAACUGAUUCAUCAAUAUUAUCAUUUCAAAUGUCCAAUGAAGAAUUAUUUCCAAAUAAACGUCUGUUAAAUCAACGUAUUAGAGAAAUCCGUCAAAGAUUAAUGAGUCAUUUAAAACAAGAAAAAAUUUCAAUAAAUUCUUCAUCAUAA